ACAGUUGCAGAGACACCGAAAACAUACUGUAAACGAUGUACAGUAAGUAACAUUGUAAAAGUCCUAUUUACCACUACCCCUGCCAGGAGCAACUGUCAACACAGUAACACACACAGAGAGGGAGAAGAGGAGAGAGAGAUUUGUCUCUUCCUCAUAAUUCACCCCUUUGCUUUACUCUCUGUAAAGAUACACACACAUAUAUCAAACCCUGUUGGGUAAGCUACAUUUUACAUUUCUUCUGUUUUUGGCUUUGAUUUUUGCUGAAUUUGAUGAUUAUGGACUCUCCAAAUUCAUCCUCCUUGCAGCAGUCAUCAACUAAUGAUGCAUAUGCAAAGAGGAACAAGCGGAAAGCUAGUGAAGAUGCAACAUCUAUCACGCCGAACCCCUUUUUUUCUUGUAAUUUUACAGUAGGUGAUCUCUUGAAGGAGCUUGAUAUGGGUAGAUAUGGAAAUGUAACUGAUAUCAUGAACAGCCUUUUAGAAGAUAGAAUGUCUUCACUGAAGCCCUUUUAUAAGCUGUUACCAGAAUCUGCCUGCAGCAGGUCUAUUGAGGAUUCCAGAGACACAAGUACUGAGUCAGGAGAGAAAUCAGUCAAACUGAAGAAUGGAGCUAACUGUGGUAAAGUCUCACAACACAUAGUAAUUAUUGAUUCAGAUGAGGAGGAAGUUGAAGACCAGGCCCCUGUCCAACCAUGUCAAGAUGUCCUUUUCAGUAAAACGUUUCCUUCUAGUGCUCCAAAGGCUAUGGCAGAUGGUGAUGCAGGCUUUGUUGGUGCAACAAAUAUUAAAAAAUAUGACAGCAUGCAUGCCCUAGGGAAUGAUGAUUUCACCGAUGAAACUGAACAGCCAAGCCCUGUCGCUGGAACGUUAGUUGAAAAAGAUAAAGGCAUUUAUAUUGGCGUAGAGGAUAGUUCAACUGACGAGGAUGAUCAACAUUCAUACAAUAAUGAUGAUGCCCUGGGUGAUAUUUGGCAGGAGAUGUCAUUUGCAAUGGAAUCUUGUAAGGAUACCUCUGUAAAUCCUGCAUCUGAUGAGUAUGUAACUGAUGAAGAAGAAGAUUGUGAACAUUCAUAUAUCUUAAAGGAUGAUAUCGGCUAUGUUUGUCGUAUCUGUGGAGUUAUUCAGAAAAGAAUCGAGUCCAUAAUUGAAUACCAGUAUGCAAAGAGAACAAGUACCAGAACAUAUAAAUAUGAAGACCGCUCUUCUAGAGAUGAAGAAGCCAAUGACAUCUUGCCUGGUGAGGUGAGGUCUGCUGGAUUUGAUUUUGUUGAGACUGAUAUCUGUGUUCAUCCAAGACACAGUAAGAUCAUGAAACCUCAUCAAAUCGAAGGCUUUAAUUUCUUGGCGAGGAACCUUUUAACUGAUAAUCCAGGUGGCUGCAUACUGGCCCAUGCUCCAGGAUCUGGAAAAACUUUUAUGAUAAUCAGUUUUAUACAGACUUUAAUGGCAAAAUAUCCCUCAGCAAGACCACUCGUGGUGCUACCAAAAGGUGUCUUGCCAACUUGGAAGAAGGAAUUUCUGUUAUGGCAAAUUGAGGAUAUUUCUUUACUCGAUUUUUACUCUGUGAAUGCUAAUAGUAGAUCUCAGCAACUAGAAGUUUUAAAACAAUGGGUUGAGAAACGAAGCAUUCUCUUUCUAGGAUAUGUGCAAUUUUCUUCACUUGUGUCAAAUCCGAAUACAGACGAAAUCACUGCUGCCUGCCAAAAAAUUCUUUUGAAGCAACCAUCAGUUCUCAUCAUGGAUGAAGGUCACACACCUAGAAAUGAAAAUACUGAUCAGUUGGCUGCCCUUCAAAGUGUCCAGACACCUAGAAAAGUUGUUCUUUCUGGCACACUUUACCAAAACCAUGUUGAAGAGGUCUUCAACAUUCUAAAUCUUGUGAGACCAAGGUUCUUAAAGAUGGAAGUAUGCAAGGGUCCUAAAAGGCAUAUCUUGAGUAUAAUAGAAACCAGAAAGAAAGGGAAUCUACUGAAGAAAAGUGAUCAUGAGUUUUAUGAGAUGGUAGAGGAAUCACUCCUAAAGGAUGGCGACCUCAACCGAAAGGCACUUAUCAUACAAUGUCUUAGGGAAAUGACUAGCAAGGUUCUUCACUACUACAAAGGUGAUUCGCUUGAUGAACUACCUGGCCUUGUUGAUUUCACAGUGUUUCUCAAUCUAAGCCCGCGACAGAAACGUGAAGUAAUAGAACUGAAAAAAUUAGGAGGAAGAUUUAAGAUUAGCUCUGAUGGAGGCUCAAUAUAUGUACACCCAAAGUUAAAAGAUCUUUUAAAGAGUACUGCAGGGAAAAAGAGAUUUGAUCAAGUAAAUAUUGAUAAGAUGCUGAAUAAAUUGGAUAUAAACGAAGGAGUGAAAGCCAAGUUUUAUCUUAAUCUGCUUCGUUUGUGCGAGUCAACUGAAGAAAAACUUAUUGUCUUCAGUCAAUACCUUCCUCCUAUAAAAUUCCUAGAAAGAUUAACAGUGAAGGUUAAAGGUUGGACUCCGGGAAAGGAGAUCUUUAUGAUCACAGGUGAUCUUGAUAAUGAUGUUCGAGAACUGAACAUGGAACGCUUUAACAACUCCCCAGAUUCCAAAGUUUUCUUCGGAUCUAUCAAAGCUUGUAGUGAAGGUAUAUCACUUGUGGGGGCUUCAAGAAUAAUAAUACUAGACAUUCAUUUAAAUCCAUCAGUUACUCGCCAGGCAAUUGGGCGUGCAUUCCGACCAGGUCAAGUAAGAAAGGUGUACACCUACCGCCUGGUAGCUGCCGGAACACUGGAACAGGAAGAUCAUUACACUUCAUUUAAGAAGGAGUCUAUUCCAAAGCUGUGGUUUGAAUGGAAUGGGGCUUGCCGUGCAGAAGAUUUCCAGCUGGAGAAAGUUAAUGUCACAAACUGUGGCGAUAACUUUCUGGAAACCCCGAGAUUACAUGAAGAUGUUAUCACUCUUUACAGAAGGUAAAUGUUUACUCAUAGUGCGGCAUGUUCACCUACCAUUUACUUGAUGCUAUUCAAAGAAAUUGGUUGAAUGUGCCAUUUAUAUAUUGAAGCCAAUCUUAGCCACAGAAGUCACGAACCAAUUUAGAGAUCUGGAAGCUCAUUUUGUUUAGCAUAUAUCUGCAUUGUAUAAAUGAAACAGAUAUUUUUAACUUUUCCUUUCUUUCCUACUGUGAGGGGAUCAUCUAGAGUUCAGUUUGUAGAAAAGUGGUGCUAAUAUAUCAUUACGUAGUGGAUUUCACAGACCUUACUGGGAAAUACAAUAUGUUGGCAGUUCAUAGUAGUUCUUAACGAUUCUCAGGCUGCAGGAAACUGGGUGUUUAGCAAAUGUAACUGGCAAUUGCACCUGUUAACCAGCCUAUUAGUUCUGAUAUUAUCUAUUCCUGUCCGUUAUCAGUUUUUAGCAUAAUUAAUUUUUUA
Molecule: messenger RNA, 3388 nt
Organism: Daucus carota subsp. sativus
Lineage: Eukaryota; Viridiplantae; Streptophyta; Magnoliopsida; Apiales; Apiaceae
Product: protein CHROMATIN REMODELING 35
Exons: 7
Coding region: 270-2933 (887 amino acids)
Biological process (GO): gene silencing by siRNA-directed DNA methylation
Molecular function (GO): ATP binding; ATP-dependent chromatin remodeler activity
Source: RefSeq, a predicted model, not a curated record